Messenger RNA from Poecile atricapillus (Black-capped chickadee), 1077 nucleotides. Its product is annotated as basic proline-rich protein-like. The record is from RefSeq and is a predicted model, not a curated record. Bases 1 to 1077 code for a protein of 358 amino acids. Lineage: Eukaryota; Metazoa; Chordata; Aves; Passeriformes; Paridae. The transcript has 4 exons.
AUGUCCCCCCGCGAGGUUUUCGGUGUGCUGGCUGUGCUGGAACUCGACCACGUGUCCCCCAGCUCUGGGAUGCUGAUUUGGGGCUGGGAACCCGAUCCCCUGGUGCAGGGUUCCUGCACGGUGCCUGCUUCCCACCUGGUGUCACCGACAUCCCACCCGAACGUGUCACCGUGGGAGCUGCGGGGUGCCAGCGGGGACAAAGUCAUCGGGGGACACGGGGAUUUCCCCCGCUCCUCUCCAGCAGCUACAGGCAGGGACCCGCCAUCUCUCGGAGACCCUGAGUGUGACAACACAGCCCAAGGACCCCCGAGCCACGGAGGGCCCCGGCCGCCCACGGCCCCGGGAACGGCCCCGCUGCGGGACGAGGGUCCCGACUACAGCAUCUCGGCAGAAUCUCCAGCUCAGGUUGUGCCGUGCUGGAUACGGCAUCUCCAUGGAAACCCCCGGCUCGGGCGGUGCGGGCUUGGGAGAUGCCAUCUCCACGGAAACCGCUGCGGCGCCCGGAUGCAGCCGGGAUGCGCCGGGCACCGGCCCCGGGGCAGCGCGGCCGGCCCUGCCCCGCUGCGCUCCGCCCGUGAGCCGGCCCGGGCCCGGAUUAGCCCCCGCUCCCCGCUGGCACCGGGAGCAGAGCGGCCGCCCUCGCCGCGGCUCCGGCUCCGUAAGCCCGGCUUUGACGUAGCCCGGAAAGCAACACAAGCGCGGCCCCAUCACGGGCCAGCCCCGUCUGACCCCCCCGCCCCGGGCGGGUUCUUCUGGUGCUGCAGGGGCCGGAGGCUCUCGGGAUGGGUCCCCGGCAAAGCCCCGACACCCACGGCCCCCGGCCCCACGGCAGCCCGCGGUCCCCUCCCAGCCCAGGAGGAGCCAGCAGAGGCCGGAGCCCGGAGGCAGCCGCAGGAUGGCCGCGGUCAGCACGGGGGGUGCCCGUGGUCAGCACCGGGGGGUGCCCGCGGUCAGCACCGGGGGGUGCCCGUGGUCAGCACCGGGGGGUGCCCGUGGUCAGCACCGGGCGUGCCCCCGGUCAGCACGGGAGAUGCCCGCACCCCGGCCCCACAGAACGACCCCCGGGCCCCGGCCUGA